Messenger RNA from Stegodyphus dumicola, 732 nucleotides. RefSeq lists its product as uncharacterized. Gene Ontology annotation, biological process: regulation of transcription by RNA polymerase II. The record is from RefSeq and is a predicted model, not a curated record. Gene Ontology annotation, molecular function: RNA polymerase II cis-regulatory region sequence-specific DNA binding; DNA-binding transcription factor activity, RNA polymerase II-specific. Gene Ontology annotation, cellular component: nucleus. Lineage: Eukaryota; Metazoa; Arthropoda; Arachnida; Araneae; Eresidae.
AUGAAUCGAGAUAUUCCUCCAUUUUGGCCUGUUCCGUGGCUUCCUCAACUGUGGUCAUCACCUCCACUAACUACGAAAUCAGGAACUACGAGAUCCUUAUUAUCUUCGUCUUCGACAACAAGUCCAGUACCAGAUAGUUCGCAAAUGGGUAAUGGCUCUGAUGAAAGACAUGAAACUCUGACUCCUACAUUCAGGACUGCCUUGAACAACGGGCCUGCUUUGAAUAACACGGCAAGUGUAGAAGUUCAGCGCCUUAGACCUGGAACCAUGGUCGAUCCACUUUUAGCUCUCACAUCGAUGGAAGCUUCCCCAGUCAUUUCAAGAGCUCUUGCUUCAACUUUACCUCGUCGUCCUCGAAGUGAGAAGAGGCCAAUUCCAGAUGAACAAAAGGACGAUAAAUACUUUGAAAGACGGAAAAGAAACAAUAUGGCGGCUAAAAAAUCACGCGACGCUCGAAAAGCGCGGGAAGAUGAGAUUGCACUGAGGGCAUGUUUCUUAGAGAAAGAAAAUGCUAUCUUACGAGCACAAAUCGCAACGCUCAGAGAAGAAGCUCAAUCUCUGAGGCAACUGCUGUUGCAAAAGAGACACAGUGAAUGGUGCAAGACGUGAUCCUACAAAAGAACUGUAUUUACUAAUCGUGAGAAAUGGAAACGCACAUGGAAGUAACAGUCAGAAUAAUCAUGAUACCCAUGUUGUGCCUAUUAACAACAUACAUGUUAUUUAACAAUGUUC